Messenger RNA from Dendrobium catenatum, 1361 nucleotides. Its product is annotated as primary amine oxidase-like. Gene Ontology annotation, biological process: amine metabolic process. The record is from RefSeq and is a predicted model, not a curated record. The coding region runs from base 258 to 1361 and encodes 367 amino acids. Lineage: Eukaryota; Viridiplantae; Streptophyta; Magnoliopsida; Asparagales; Orchidaceae. Gene Ontology annotation, molecular function: quinone binding; primary methylamine oxidase activity; copper ion binding. The transcript has a single exon.
UCUUUGCUUGUCCUGAUGCUACAAAUAAUCUUUUGAUCUUCCUUCUACAUCUUCAUAAUAAUAAUAAUAAAUUAAAAGCUGUUUUUUAGACAUUAAGCGAAAUUAAUCACAAGCAUCCAAUCAUUAAAUCAAAAUGAGCCGCCUUCAUAAAUAAAUAAAUAAAUAACCUCGCUCUCAGCAGUCCCAAAAAACCAGUAUUUUUUUUUAAUUACGCCAACUCAAUUCCCCAGCACCUCUGUAGCUACUAAGUUCUCAACAUGGAAUCACUCGCCGCCAUCAUCCUCCUCAGCUCGCUCGCAUCUUCGUUCCCCCACCCACUCGAUCCCCUAACCUUCACCGAAAUUUCCACCAUCCGCUCCAUCCUCUCCUCCCACCCUCCCUUCUCCCACCCCAACUCCUUCCCUUCAAUCGCCUCUCUUUCCCUUCUCGAACCCCCCAAAACAUCUAUCCUCUCUUGGUUCCCUUCCUCCCCUCCCCUCCCUCGUCGCGCCACUGUCACCGCCUACUCCCCCAACCUCACGCACCUCCUCUCCAUCGACAUCCUCUCCCGUCUCAUCCUCUCUCACUCCACCAUCCCCCACCCCUCCGCCUUCCCCCGCCUCACCUCCUCCGACAUCUCCCGCGUCUCCUCAACCACCCUCUCCGAUCCCCGCGUCAUCCGCGCCAUCCAAAACCGCGGUCUUGACCCCUCCCGCAUCAACUGCCUCCCUCUCUCCCCAGGCUGGUUCGGUCCACAAGAAGAAAACCGAAGACUAGCUAAAGCCCAAUGCUUCGCGCUUUUCCACAACACAACAUCUAACUUCUACAUGAGUCCGAUUGAAGGACUAAUAGUUUUGGUUGACUUGGAUGUCGGAGCGGUCGUGUGGGUUCGUGAUGAGGGGCGCGGAAUUCCAGUGCCGAAUGGAGAGGGCACUGACUACCGCUACACAGGCGGCGCGGCGCGACAAGGAGUUAUGAUGGAAAGGGCGGGAGGAGGGACGGGGUUCGAGGUGGAGGGAGGGCAUAUGGUGAAAUGGGGGAAUUGGGAACUGCAUGUGAAGGCGGAUGAGAGGGCGGGGAUUGUGGUGUCGACGGCGAAGGUGAGGGAAGCAGAAGGAGACGAGUGGAGGAGUGUGAUGUAUAAGGGAUUUGCAUCAGAGUUAUUUGUGCCGUAUAUGGAAGGGAGUGAAGGGUGGUACUUUAGGGGGUAUAUGGAUGCGGGGGAGUAUGGGUUGGGGAGCUGUGCGAUGCCGCUCGUGAGGUUGAAUGACUGCCCACGGAAUGCUUAUUAUAUGGAUGCGGUGUUCGCCGGGGAGGACGGGCGGCCGUUUGUGAGGCCCGAUGUUAUUUGUUUGUUUGAGAGAUAUACCGGCGAAUUUUAG